Molecule: messenger RNA, 985 nt
Organism: Megalobrama amblycephala (Wuchang bream)
Lineage: Eukaryota; Metazoa; Chordata; Actinopteri; Cypriniformes; Xenocyprididae
Product: myb/SANT-like DNA-binding domain-containing protein 4
Exons: 3
Coding region: 242-883 (213 amino acids)
Cellular component (GO): nucleus
Source: RefSeq, a predicted model, not a curated record
CAUUCUAUCUUAGGUCUUAACUUAAGAUAAGAUAAGUUAAUUUAGGAUUUUUCACAAAUUCACAUUACAGAAGCAAAUCUUAACUUGAUUUAGGAUUCUUAUCCUAUCUUACAAAAUCUCAUCUUAUCUGUAGUUAGGAAAUCUUAAACCGCUCCAUCGAGUUCGGUAAUCAACUGUCAGGUCUGUUACCAAGCAACCAACAACGCGCGCAUACUGCUUCUGAGAUAAAAAUAAAACUAAAAUGGAAAAACAACGGCGUGCUUUCAAUUUCAGUGCAGCAGAGAUAGAAAUUUUGAUAAGCUCCGUCGAAAAGGGGAAGCCUGUUUUAUUCGGCAAGUUUUCACCUUCGCUCUCUAACGAAGAUAAGGAAAGAGAGUGGGCAAAAGUUGCCGAAAAUGUUUCUGCGGUGUCUGGCGUUUCUCGUAGCGCAGAGUCUGUGAAGAAAAAAUUCACCACUCUUGUAAGCGAAACGAAGAAGAAAGCUGCUUUACAGGCAAAAGAGGUAAAGAAAACGGGAGGGGGAACGAGCGACGCUCCAUCGCUAACUCCUUCGGAAACGAGAAUACUGGGUGUCAUCGACAAGGUGCACUAUGAAGGCAUCCCUGGUGGUUACGAGGUAGGGCUGGAGAUGGACCAAAGUGAACUGUCAACAAUACAGCUGUCAGAUCUGGAGGAGGGAACAUCAGUGCCCCUUCAGCUACCCCCAUCAAAAAGACAGAAAGUCUCCACUUCGAGCCAUGCAACACAGUUGCUAGAGAUAGAGAGGGAGAAAUUAGAGUUGUACAGAGAGAGAGUGGCCAUUGAGAAGGAGAGGCUGAAGAUAGAGAAAGAAAGACUGCAGAUGGAAAGAUCACUUUGUAAAAGAUGCAGGGAGGAAUUGUAGAUUCUAAUGUGUUAAGCUUCUUUGUUUUGAGUUUUUCUUGAUUGAUGUCUUUUCUAUGCAUUGCAGUGUUAAUUUAAAUAAAUGAAAUACAUAAUUCAAAAA